AUGGCGGAGCUUGUACAGUCUGAAGACUUCGCUUCGGAUCAAGAGGCUGCACCCAGAAAGCUCACCCCCGAGCUCGAUGCAGAUGCUCGUCGAGCACUGGGUGGCUGGGAGCCGCUCUCCCCCACGGAGGCGGAGCGCGGCGUCCUUCGCGUCACCUCACGGUCACGGGUCAUCUGCUUUGGUCCGACGGAGGAGGGCCUUUGCUCCCCCGUGCCACCCCCACCUGCCUUGCUGGCAGACGAUGCCCCACCGCCCCCCUCAGAUGAAGAGGACAUGGAAGUGCAGGUAGGCCAGCAACCUGUGGAAGCAAGUGCAGCCGUGUUCAGCGAGCUGCAUGCUGCGGUGUGGCUGGGAGACGAAGCAGGCAUCCACAAUCUGCUGCAAGGAGGCGCGGAUGUGAACGCCGAAGAUUCACAGGGCUACAUGUCCGUGAUCCGGUAUCUUUUGGAGAAUGGGGCGAAUCCUCGCUGCCGCUCCAGCCUAGGCUGGUCCCCGCUGGAUGUUGCCGUCAGCUACGGUGACCAGAGUUUGGUGCGCGUGCUUUUUGACGCCGCGCAAGCGGACUUGCAGCGACGUUGGCAGGUACGCCUGGCUUCCAUUGCGAAGUCGCUGAGCCUUCUGCCGGACUUCGAGUGCCGAAUACGUUGGGAAUUCGAAUCACCGGUGAUCCCGCUUUUGAACAGGCUGGCGCCUUCUGACGUGCUGCAUGUACGCAAGCGCGGAAGUUGCUUGCGACUUGACUCCACCCUGGCCUCUUGGAAGCGAUUUCGGUUUAGCAAGCGACGCAGUCUGACAAUGCUCUUCAUCGGUGAGCCCCUGAAUGCCCAGUCGGAUGAGGACAAGUCUCUGAAACCAUCCCGCGGCUUCUUCAUGGUCAAUCAUGACAAGCAGCUCAUGGUAGACAUGACACAGAGCUUGGAUGGCGAGGAAGCUGCGGCGGUGGUACAAGAUCUGGUCAAGGCCGAUGCGAUGCAGUGGGACAUGAAUGUGGCGAGUGUCGAAGUCUCUGAAGGGACUACGUGGCUCGGCUCCCCAGCCGGGCCAUGUGAUGUGAACGGCUGGAGCUGCAAGCGCUUCGAUGUCCGAGGCGAGCUCGGAAUGACCAUGCGGAAGAAGGGCAUGCGCAUUGACGGCCUCACCUUUCAGGACUACUUCGGCCGGCCACUUCCCUCCAGCGCCUGUUUGCCCGAGCUGCGGGAGAAGUUCGAGGCUGCGCGACAUGUGCGCCAGGCGCAGCUCGAGACACAGCUCGCAAAGCCAAAGACAUCAUCCCAGACGCCCUCGGAGCCCGUGGGUCCGAUGGGGCCCACGCCCUCAACGGAGUGCUUUGCGCUGGACGAGGACUCUGAGGCGGGCUCCAUCCAGUCCGAGGUGUUGGAGGACUGGCCGGACCAAGGCGCGGCCUUCGCCCACGCGGCGCCCGCGCAGCAGGCGCAGCAGGCGCAGGCUCCAGCUCCGGCCGCUCCAGCAGCUCCCGCAGCACCAGCAGAUCACCAGGCACCAGAUCUUACCUAUAGCCAAGAGUUGAACUUUUAA
Symbiodinium natans is the source of this 1536-nucleotide messenger RNA. The record is from the annotation of a GenBank genome assembly. Lineage: Eukaryota; Dinophyceae; Suessiales; Symbiodiniaceae.